Messenger RNA from Malaclemys terrapin pileata, 2963 nucleotides. It is a transcript of the gene OTUD5, whose product is annotated as OTU deubiquitinase 5. The record is from RefSeq and is a predicted model, not a curated record. Gene Ontology annotation, molecular function: K63-linked deubiquitinase activity; cysteine-type deubiquitinase activity. The transcript is spliced from 9 exons. Gene Ontology annotation, biological process: protein deubiquitination. The coding region runs from base 180 to 1823 and encodes 547 amino acids. Lineage: Eukaryota; Metazoa; Chordata; Testudines; Emydidae.
UCCAUCCGGGUACCCCGCCCUCCCUAGUACCCCCCUUAGCCCCUCCAUCCGGGUACCCAACAUCCCCUUAGCCCCUCCAUCCGGGUACCCAGCCCUCCCUAGUACCCCCCUUAGCCCCUCCAUCCGGGGCCAGCCCCGCCCCGCCCGCCGGCCCAGCCGGGCCCCGCUCCCUCCCGGCCAUGACGAUCCUGCCCAAGAAGAAGCCCUGCCCGGCGGCGGGGGACGGGGAGCGGGACCCGCCGGGCGGCCCCCCCCGCGCCGCGGCCCCGGGCGGGGUGGGCGGCCCGGACCCCCACCCGCACCCGCACCCGCGGGGGGGGCCCGGCCCGGACUCGCACCCGCGGGGGGGGCCCGGCGGCGGGGGCGGCCCCCCCGCCGGCCCCGACCCCCGCGGCGGGGGGGCCCGAUCCCGGGCCUCCCCUCCCCCGCCCCGCUGGGGGGCGCCCCCCGCCGGCUCGCCGCCGCCGCCGGGCCCCGGCGGGGUGGGGGGCGGCGGGGACCCGCUCGCGGGGCUGGACGGGGCCCCGCUGCUCGGCGCGGGCGAGGCCCGAGGCGGGGGCUGCUGCUCGGGGCCGGGGCACAGCAAGCGGCGGCGGCAGGGGGGGGCCGGCCCGGGCAGCAGCCCCGAGCGGGACGAGGCCGGCGGCGGCGCCGGCUGCAACAGCGAGGACGAGUACGAGACGGCGGCGGCCCGCGGGGAGAGCAUGGACCCGGCCACCGUGGAGCAGCAGGAGAACAGGUUUGAGAAGUCGCUGCGGGAGAAGAAAGGUUUCAUCAUCAAGCAGAUGAAGGAGGAUGGGGCUUGUUUGUUCCGGGCCGUGGCUGACCAGGUCUAUGGAGACCAGGACAUGCAUGAAGUGGUCCGGAAGCACUGUAUGGACUACCUGAUGAAGAACGCCGAUUACUUCUCCAACUAUGUGACUGAAGAUUUCACCACCUACAUCAACCGUAAGCGGAAAAACAAUUGCCACGGCAACCACAUUGAGAUGCAGGCCAUGGCGGAGAUGUACAACCGGCCCGUGGAGGUGUACCAAUACGGCACAGAGCCCAUCAACACCUUCCACGGCAUCCAGCAGAACGAGGACGAGCCCAUCCGGGUCUCCUACCACCGCAACAUCCACUACAACUCCGUGGUGAACCCCAACAAGGCCACCAUCGGCGUGGGGCUGGGUCUGCCCUCCUUCAAGCCAGGGUACGCGGAGCAGUCGCUGAUGAAAAGCGCCAUCAAGACGUCGGAGGAGUCGUGGAUCGAGCAGCAGAUGCUGGAGGACAAGAAGCGAGCGACCGACUGGGAGGCCACGAACGAGGCCAUCGAGGAGCAGGUGGCCCGAGAGUCCUACCUGCAGUGGCUGCGGGACCAGGAGAAACAAGCCAGACAGCCCCGGAAAGCCAGCGCCACCUGCAGUUCGGCCACGGCAGCGGCGACCAGCGGGCUGGAGGACUGGAGCAGCCGCUCCCCGCGCCAGCGCAGCUCGGCCCCGUCCCCCGAGCACCCCGACCUGCACGGCGAGAUCACCGCCCUGAAACCGCCCUCCCCGGGCGCCGCCGCCGCCCUGGCGCUGCCCAAGCCGCCCUCGCCCUGCGCACCAGGCACAAGCAGUCAGUUAUCGGCAGGAGGCGGCCGAGCGACCCCACCCUUAGUGUCCUUGUACCCGGCCCUGGAGUGCCGGGCCAUCAUGCAGCAGAUGUCCCCUACUGCGUUCGGUCUGACGGACUGGGACGAGGACGAGAUCCUGGCCUCGGUGCUGGCGGUCUCGCAGCAGGAAUACCUGGAGAGCAUGAAGGGAUCCCUGCACAGAGACAGCCCCGCCGACAAGAGUUGAUAAUGAAUGGAGACUGUCGCCCCCCCCCCGGCCCCGAGCCAGGGCCCCCCCACGGCGCAAACGGAGCCCAAGAACCGGGGAGAAAACCCAACCGGCCGCCUGCGCUGUCGUCCCGUCUGGCGCCAGCUGGGGGCGCUGGACAGGAGCGAGGGAGCCCUGGAAACUACGUCUCCCCCCCGCCCCCACCGCUCUGGGUCUGGGGGGUGGACGCCGCAGACGGAGCCGGUCUCAGGCUGGAUUUGGGGGGGUCUGCGAAGGGGGCGUCAGGCGGGGGCCUCCCUCCCCUCUCGUGGGGGUUGGGGGGCGCAGCAGCGGCGAGGGGGGGGCGGCUGAGCACGCCCCUGUAUUGAAAGGGGGGAGCAUGCCCCGGCCCCCUGUAUGCCCCCUGACCUUCCCCUGGCGUCCUGCCCCUGACCCCCCAGCAGCCCCCCAGCUGCACGCCCCCGAGAAGCACCCCACUCUGCCCCCCUCCCGGGGGGAGCUACAGGCCCAGCCGGGGGGCUAAGCUCAUGGGGCUGGUGCCCCGUGAGUGACCCCUCCAGAGCCGGUUCAACCAGCUGUGGAAAGACCCUCCCCGGUUGCCCCCCGGCCCUGCUGGGGGGUCCCUGGGGUUCCCCCCACUCAGAUCCAUCCAGUGACACCCCCCAGCAGCAUCGGCCCUGGCUGCUGUGCCGGCCCUGGCCGGGCGCGGGGGCGAAUUCCCGCAGCGGGUCACCCUGGCACCUAGCGCUGGCCGCGGCCUCCUGCAAGGCGAAGCCAGGGGAGGGGGGGCUGGGCACGGGAGCUGCUGGUUAAUUCCUCCCCAAGUGACACCCCCCGCCAGGGCCUGAUAAUAGCGGGGGGGUGCUGUGGACUGGGGGGGCCAAGACACACGAUAAGGCCCCCUGUUGUGCUACCCCAGAGCUGCUGGGGGGGGUCACCCAGCUGGGCACUGCCCUGACCCCCCUGCCUGAGACGGGGGCCCCGACCGGCCAGGUCCUGCCCAGGAGCGAGGCCCCCCCAGCCCACGUGCUGCCCCCAACACCACAUGGGAAGGGGGCCCCGUCGAGCCCCCCACGGCGCCCGGGGCACAGACGCAGCGAGGGACGGUCCUGGCCCCCCAAAAACAGCUUCCAACUUAAAGAAAUUGAAUUGAUUGUU